This is a messenger RNA of Adineta ricciae, 318 nucleotides long. Lineage: Eukaryota; Metazoa; Rotifera; Eurotatoria; Adinetida; Adinetidae. The record is from the annotation of a GenBank genome assembly.
AUGCAAAUCAACUGGAUUCUACUGAUACUCAUAUUUUUCUGCAUGAUUGCCAAUCACAUAAAUUGUGCCCCUCUAUUGUUCGAAAAUAAUGCACUUAAUGACAUUGCCGAAGGUUUAGUAGACGACAACAAAUCUGCAGAACGUGGCGAUUCAAGCGAAAACAAACAGAAGAUUCUCGAAGCAAAUGAACUGAUCUCAACAUCAUCGGAAGAGUCCAACAAUAAGCAAGAAAUAAUUCUGUCAGAUUAUAUGAAUACAGAACAACAGAAUAUCAGAGAAAAUAGUGACGAACAACUCAACGAAUUUUUCUUCAGAUAA